Protopolystoma xenopodis is the source of this 261-nucleotide messenger RNA. The record is from the annotation of a GenBank genome assembly. Lineage: Eukaryota; Metazoa; Platyhelminthes; Monogenea; Polystomatidea; Polystomatidae.
AUGCCAGACUCGAACUGUCAGCCGGCUCGCCUGGCAACCGCAAGACGUCUGCUCUGGCCGGGCAUGGGCGAUUGCUUAAAUCACGACUUUUGUGCCCGCCUCGACAUCAAACCGCCUGAAAGAGCUGCCAAAGGUGAGCCUGCCUCCGGCAUCGCGGGCGCAAAGCGUCAGUCUGCAAGAAGUCGCCAUAAAUCUCCUCUUAAGCGAGCAGCAGAGUUCCGUUUGCUUGACAGGUCUGGCUGGGCUUUGCUGGGAGAAUAA